This is a messenger RNA of Oncorhynchus masou masou (cherry salmon), 3548 nucleotides long. RefSeq names its product beta-sarcoglycan-like. Gene Ontology annotation, cellular component: sarcoglycan complex; sarcolemma. Gene Ontology annotation, biological process: muscle organ development. The transcript has 6 exons. Bases 85 to 1026 code for a protein of 313 amino acids. The record is from RefSeq and is a predicted model, not a curated record. Lineage: Eukaryota; Metazoa; Chordata; Actinopteri; Salmoniformes; Salmonidae.
UAUUCAUUUGAAUGAAGUGGUCUAGUCCACUGUCUUUCCGGACUCCGGAGCUGUCAAACGCUUUGGAAGAGGGGGAGGGUGAACAUGGCGUCUGAGCAGGAGAGUUCUAAUGGGCCUGUGAAGAGGUCCAUGAGGGAGAAGGCCAUGGAACGGCGGACCACCAACAAGGAGCACAACAGCAACUUCAAGGCGGGCUAUGUGCCCAUUGAGGAGGAGCGCCUGCACAAGACAGGCCUGAGAGGACGCAAGGGCAACAUGGCUGUUUGCAUCAUAGUCCUGCUCUUCUUGCUGGCUCUCAUCAACCUCAUUAUCACUCUAGUGAUAUGGACAGUGAUCCGCAUCGGGCCCAGUGGUUGUGACAGUAUAGAGUUCCAUGAGAGUGGGCUGCUGCGUUUCAAGCAGAAGGCAGACAUGGGCGUGGUCCACCCACUACACAAGAGCACUGUGGGGGGCAGGAAGGACCAGGACCUGGUUAUCACCGGCAACAACAACCCGGUGGUGUUCCAGCAGGGCUCCACUAAGCUCAGUGUUGAGAAAGAGAAGACGUCCAUCACCAGUGACAUGGGCAUAUCCUUCACUGACCCCCGCACUCAGAACACCUUCUUCAGCACAGACUUUGAAAACCACGAGUUCCACCUGCCCAAAGGAGUCAAAGUACUCAGUGUGAAGAAAGCCUCCACAGAAAGGAUCACCAGCAACGCUUCCUCUGAUUUGUCCAUCAAAGGGGACAGCAAGGCCAUCAUCCGCGGCAAUGAGGGCGUCUUCAUCAUGGGCAAGACGGUGGAGUUCAGGAUGGGAGGGGACAUCGAGCUCAGAGCUGAAAACAGUAUUGUUCUGAAUGGUUCGGUGAUGGUGAGCGUCAGUCGCAUGCAAAACUCCUCAGUGGGGGCCAACGUGUAUUUCGACGAAGGUCUGUUGAGGUACAAGCUGUGUAUGUGUGCAGACGGCACUCUGUUCCGUGUCCAGGUGAAGUAUCAGAACAUGGGCUGCCAGACCACAGACAACCCCUGUGGAACGGCCCACUAAAGAGAUUGGAAGACAAACUGAUGUUACACCAUCCAUCUUGUCCUACAAUUAACAGAUGGUCAAGUAUGGCCAACCAAUGUUGAAAUACCCUAGAACAAUGUGCAGUGCAUACUGCAUACACAUUCAAAAUGUAACACCCAGAAACACUCUCUUUUUUUAUGGAGGCCUUUUUGUUUGUCUGCAUAUCCGCUUGGCCAAAGAUAAGAGCUACAUACAGUAUUAUCAUUUUGUUUAGACGUAGAGCAGCUCACUAUAUGAAGUAACAACAGACACAGCACUCUACCAAGCAGUCCAGUAUUAUUACCGGUGUUCUGGGUAUUUAUAUUGAUAAUGAUUUGCUUAUGUAUAUUUCCACUGGCAGCUGUGUGUGACUUGAGUACAAGUCACCCUGUAUUAGGCAUCAGCCACUGAUCACUUAGCCACUAUUUUUAUGUUUUGAUUAUGGUUAGUUAAGGAGUAAUGAGUUGGAGUUAGUGGGAUAUGUGCAAGGGUUAACACUUAAAAUAGGAAACAUAAUUUUAGCUUAAAAUAGGAAACAUACUUCUAGUGCUCCCUACAUUGCUAUCUACAGUGCAAUCGAAAAUUCUUCAACAUUAUGUUACGUUACAACCAAUUAAAAUUAAAAAACAGAAAUACCUUAGUUACAUAAGUAUUCAGACCCUUUGCUAUGAGACUCGAAAUUAAGCUCAGGAAAAAUCCUGUUUCCAUUGAUCUUCCUUGAGAUGUUUCUACAACUUGAUUGGAGUUCACCUGUGGUAAAUUCAAUUGACUGAACAUGAUUUGGAAAGGCACACACCUGUUUAUAUAAGGUCCCACAGUUGACAGGGCAUUUCAGUGCAAAAACCGAGCCAUGAGGUCGAAGGGAUUGUCCGUAGAGCUCCUAGACAGGAUUGAGUCGAAGCACAGAUCUGGGGAAGGGUUCCAAAAAAUGUCUGCAGUAUUGAAGGUCCCCAAGAACACAGUGGCCUCCAUCAUUCUUAAAUUGAAGAAGUUUGGAUUCACCAAGACUCUUCCUAGAGCUGGCCAAACUGAGCAAUCGGGGGAGAAGGGCCUUGGUCAGGGAGGUGACCAAGAACCCGGUGGUCACUCUGACAGAGUUCUAGAGUUCCUCUGUGGAGAUGAGAGAACCUUCCAGAAGGACAACCACCUCUGCAGCACUCCACCAAUCAGGCCUUUAUGGUAGAGUGACCAGAUGAAGGCCACUCUUCAGUAAAGGGCACAUGACAGCCCGUUUGGAGUUUGCCAGAAGGCACCUAAAGGACUCUCAGACUAUGAGAAAGAUUCUCUGGUCUGAUGAAACCUAGAUUGAACUCUUUGGCCUAAAUGCCAAGUGUCACGUCUGGAGGAAACUUGGUAUCAUCCCUACUGUGAAGCAUGGUGGUGGUAGCAAUAUGCUGUGGUGAUGUUUUUCAGCGGCAGGGACUGGGAGAUUAGUUAGGAUCGAGGGAAGCAUGAACGGAGCAAAGUACAGAGAGAUCCUUCUUGAAAAGCUGCUCCAGAGCGCUCAGGACCUCAGACUGGGGCGAAGGUUCACCUUCCAACAGGUCAACGACCCUAAGCACAUAACCAAGACAACGCAGGAGUGGCUUCGGGAUAAGUCUCUGAAUGUCCUUGAGUGGCCCAGCCAGAGCCCAGAUUUGAACCUGAUUGAACAUCUAUGGAGAGACCUGAUAGAGUUUGAGAGGAUCUGCAGAGAAAAAUGGGACAAACUCCCCAUAUACAGGUGUGCCAAGCUUGUAUGGUCAUACCCAAUAAUAUUUGAGGCUGUAAUCUCUGCCAAAGGUGCUUCAACAAAGUACUGAGUAAAGGGUCUUAAUACUGUGAUAAUAAAAAAUUAAAACAUGUUUAAUACAUUUUGAAAAAUGUCUAAAAACCUGUUUUAGCUUUGACAUUAUGGGGUAUAGUGUGUAGAUUGAUGAGAGGGGAAAAAUAUUUAAUCCAUUUUAGAAUAAGGCUGUAAUGUUAAAAAAAGUAUGGAAUAAGUCAAGUGGUCUGAAUACUUUUGGAAUGUCCUGCACAUCUGCCUUCUCAUCCUGUAUGUGCCAAACAUUGUCUCUGUGUUUUCACAAGGGAAGAGAUUGGAUUGUCUUUAGUUUCGGUGCCAAAUGGAAUUCAUUUUCAUGUGUCUAUAAUAUCAUACUGCCAAAUGCUCAGAAACAGGACAAUUAUAAGAUAUACUACAGAUUAAUGCAGUCAGCUGCUUUUUUUAGGGAGGUGGGGGGUAUUCAUGAGGCUUUUGUGUUUGUUUCAAUUAUACAUUUUGAUAACAUUGGUUUGAAACAAAUAAUUUUGAGUGACAUUUUGUGCAACAUAACAUGAGUGGCAGUGCUACACGUGUGAUGUGUAUUUACUUUGUGCUAACUGGAGUGUAUAUUCAAUUGUUGCUACGGUAACAGUGUGGUCAUCAUCUCAAGCAGCAAUAUGGACUCCAUGCCUUUAUUUAUGUAUGUAUUCAUUGUUUUCCACUGGAAAAAUGUCCAUUAUUUAACUUCCAUGUUUGUUUAAUAAAGGGUUGUGCUGUG